Prionailurus viverrinus (fishing cat) is the source of this 3507-nucleotide messenger RNA. It is a transcript of the gene GPRC5C, whose product is annotated as G protein-coupled receptor class C group 5 member C. Gene Ontology annotation, molecular function: protein kinase activator activity; G protein-coupled receptor activity. The transcript has 5 exons. NCBI's taxonomy places the organism in Eukaryota, Metazoa, Chordata, Mammalia, Carnivora, Felidae. Bases 845 to 2173 code for a protein of 442 amino acids. The record is from RefSeq and is a predicted model, not a curated record. Gene Ontology annotation, cellular component: extracellular exosome; intracellular membrane-bounded organelle; signaling receptor complex. Gene Ontology annotation, biological process: G protein-coupled receptor signaling pathway.
GGCGGAGGGUAUUUGAACUCGUGGAAAAGUCCCGAGGGGUGGACUCGGAGUCAGGGCCUUUGUGUCCCGGAGCGCAGGGACCGCGGGAGCCGGGUUAAACACUGUACCUCGGGGAACACGACCGUGAAGGCUAAUUAGGACAAGUCGGAACAGGGAACCGGGACGCGGGGAGGGGAGCGCGCGCUCAGAGUUGGACUGAGUCUGGGGCGAUCGCAGGAAAUCCAGGCGCAGGGGAGUCGGCCCAGGGCGACGUUUGCUCACUGUCCCGAGUGGACCUGGGCCCGGCCCACGCAGCAGGGACGCUCGCGGUUGGCCCUCCCACGCACAUUUGGUGACCCCGGGGCCGGGGAAGGGCCGCGCGUGGAGGAGGCGGACAGUGGGUGUGUGGUGUGUCCACGUGUUCAAGCUCGGGGAGGGGAGGGGGCGCAGAAGGCGUGACAAAGACGGACUUUGUGUCUGAGUGUGCGCCUCGCUCCAGCCGCGAGCAGCGCGCUGUGCCCGGCGCGUGUGCCUCUCGGGCGAGCCAGGACGAAGGUGACGGAGGCUAGGUGAGACGCACCGAGGUGGCCCCCGCGCCUGGCCGUGUGUGCGCGCUGGGACAUGCGGGGCGGGAGAACCCGCCUGCGAGGUGUGCUGGGCUGCCCCGCAAACCGCUUUCCGGAGCAAGAGCCGAGCCCGGAAAGUGAGUGCGCGUGAGUGCGCGCGCCCGCGGGCGGGGGCGUGGCAGUAAACAGCAACAACACUCACUCCAGCUCCGCCAGAAACUCGGUGCUCCUCCUCGGCCGGAAAGUGCGCCUCGCCGGAGCCUGGAGGGACCCAGCUGGAGCCUGGCCUGGGAGCCAGGAUGGCCAUCCCCAAAGCCUUGCUGACAUGCCUGGGGCUGCCCCUCUUCCUAUGCUCAGGGGCCCAGGCCCAGAAUCAUGUGCCACCCGGCUGCAGCCCGGACCUCAACCCCCUCUACUACAACCUGUGUGACCGCUCUGGGGCUUGGGGCAUUGUCUUGGAGGCAGUGGCUGGGGCGGGCGUCGUUACCACUUUUGUCCUCACCAUCAUCCUUGUGGCCAGCCUCCCCUUUGUGCAGGACACCAAGAAGCGGAGCCUCCUGGGGACCCAGGUAUUCUUUCUGCUGGGGACCCUGGGCCUCUUCUGCCUCGUCUUUGCCUGCGUGGUGAAGCCGGACUUCUCCACCUGUGCCUCUCGCCGGUUCCUCUUUGGAGUUCUGUUCGCCAUCUGUUUCUCCUGCCUGGUGGCUCACGUCUUUGCCCUCAACUUCCUGGCCCGGAAGAACCAUGGGCCCCGGGGCUGGGUGAUCUUCACCGUGGCCGUGCUGCUGACCCUCGUGGAGGUCAUCAUCAACACCGAGUGGCUGAUCAUCACGCUGGUCCGGGGCGGUGGCGAGGGCGGCCCUCCGGGCAACGGCAGCGCUGCCUGGACCACGGCCUCCCCGUGUGCCAUCGCCAACAUGGACUUUGUCAUGGCGCUCAUCUACGUCAUGCUGUUGCUGCUGUGCGCCUUCACGGGGGCCUGGCCAGCCCUGUGUGGCCGCUUCAAGCGCUGGCGCAAGCACGGGGUUUUUGUGCUGCUCACCACGGCCACCUCCAUCGCCAUCUGGGUGGUGUGGAUUGUCAUGUACACUUACGGCAACAAGCAGCACAACAGUCCCACCUGGGACGAUCCCACGCUGGCCAUUGCUCUUGCCGCCAAUGCCUGGGCCUUUGUCCUCUUCUACGUCAUCCCUGAAGUCUCCCAGGUGACCAAGGCCAGCCCAGAGCAAAGCUACCAGGGGGACAUGUACCCGACCCGGGGCGUAGGCUACGAGACCAUCCUGAAGGAGCAGAAGGGCCAGAGCAUGUUUGUGGAGAACAAGGCCUUUUCCAUGGACGAGCCAGCCUCAGCUAAGAGACCGGUGUCCCCAUACAGCGGGUACAACGGGCAGCUGCUGACCAGUGUGUACCAGCCCACCGAGAUGGCCCUGAUGCACAAAGGCCCGUCUGAAGGAGCUUACGACGUCAUCCUCCCACGAGCCACCGCCAACAGCCAGGUGAUGGGCAGUGCCAAUUCCACCCUGAGGGCCGAAGACAUGUAUGCGGCCCAGAGCCACCAGGCAGCCACAUCGCCGAAAGACGGCAAGAACUCCCAGGCUCAGUCCCCGCCAAAUAAAACAAGAUGGUAGAAGCCCUCCUCCCUGAACCACACGCCGUCCUGAUGUCCUCAGGCCUCUGUCCAGGCUGGGCAGGGCCCAGCACCUCUCCCGCCCUUGUCAUUGGAGCUGGGAGGGACCGGAGGCCACCACCCGGAAGCAGUGGACUGAGUGGGUACCUGUGAAGCCCCGAGGUGUGUGGCUGGGGCCCCAGGGCCAGCCCAGCCUUUCCUGGUCCCCAAGUGACUGAGGCCACAAGGAUCUGCAGAACUGCCAGGCCUGCCUCCGUCCCCCGUCAACGCCCUUCCCCCCCCGAGUCACAGCCCAUGUGUCCCCAUGCUGUGGUUCUCCAGAUGGCCAUCCUCAGAUGCCCCGUCUUCACGCCCUGGGCCUUCCGGCUGUUUUGGUGUCCAACAUCAGCUUGCCCCGCCUGUGCCUGGGUGAAUCUCCUCCGUGAGUGUUGGGAGCAGAGCCCUGGUGGAACUUGGCUCCCGUCUUUCUCAUCAGGGCCUCCUGCCGCCGCCUGGACCUGGAAGGCCCCUGAGCUGGGACAGAGCUCAGCCCGAGGCCUACGCAGACACCCCUCCUCUUCGCGGCUUGUGGGUGCUGGGUCUCAGCCCCUUUGGUGCUUCCCUCAUGUGCCCCUUUACGCCACAGCCCCAUGCCUUCCCCACCUGCAACCGACCGGGGUGCAUCGAGACACAAGGUGGGGUCUGGGGCCUCAUUCUCAGGGGCCGGUUGAGAGUCCCAGGCCACGUGGGUUGGGGUCUCAGCUGCUCACGGAACUGGGACUUGGCUGAGGUACAGAUCUCUGCUGGCAGUGUUCUCUCCCAUGACAUGCUCCAGAGGGUCCUGAUGGUCCAGAGGGAAUGGAGGGGGGGGCAUCCUUUAGGACCUGAUGACGGUGGCAACCAGGACGGAGAACCAGGACGGAGAUGUGUACAGCUGGAGACGAGGUCUUCUGACUUGGUCCUGCCCCUCAGGCAAGAGUUGCCUCUGGGGGCCCAGGGUGAGGGCUAGAACCAGAGCAGGACCCGACCUUGUCCUGUAGUCCUCCCACAGCUCUCCAGCGCCACCCUCCUGCCCCUAAGCAGGCUGUGCCUUUGUUAACUGGAAUAUUUUUCCGGAGCUAAAUAGGGCUAACAGGUCCUGCAGAGAGAGUAGGGCCAUAGACUGUGUGUGACAGCAUGCCCCCCCCCCCCCCAUUACCGAUCCCUGUACUGGGUUACUUACCUCCAUGAAUGGAGCAUUACGUCCCUCUGAUGGAGGGGAAGGGGGAGCUCUGUGCACCUCAGGCUUCUCUUGAUCUAGGUUAGCGGCCCCAAGAUCCCUCAUAGUGAAUAAAGGCACUGUCUUUGCUUUUCAAA